This is a messenger RNA of Aphidius gifuensis, 1811 nucleotides long. RefSeq lists its product as uncharacterized. Bases 468 to 962 code for a protein of 164 amino acids. The record is from RefSeq and is a predicted model, not a curated record. NCBI's taxonomy places the organism in Eukaryota, Metazoa, Arthropoda, Insecta, Hymenoptera, Braconidae. The transcript has 4 exons. Gene Ontology annotation, biological process: septate junction assembly.
CGGGAGAGACUUGCCUUGCAGGAGUCGCCCUGAAAGUUGAUUCUCUUUUCCCCGAGACCCACUUUGUCCUCAUCUUCACUACGACCACCGUCGAGGAGACGCCGUGUCAUGCUCGACGUUCCAGUUUAACUUGCAACGCGACACGGUUACGUGCUUACAUUCCAAACUCUAUUAUUCAUAUAAAUAUAUUUUCAAUAUACAAUUGAUAAUUAUUUUUAAACUGCUUCUAGUUUGUAUUAUCAAUAUAUAUUUGAUAUUUUUAAUUUAAACAAACAAUCAAUUAUCAUAGCAAGAACAAAGAAUAAACAAAGUUUGUUUAUUUGUUGUUUUUUGGAGUAAUUGUUUUGAUGAUUAAAAGUGCAUUGAUAAAAUCCAGUGUUUGUAAAUUAUUAAAACUGGUUGGCAGUGGCUGAUAAUUAAAAUUUGAUAAACUGGAAGAACGUGGUGGUAGAUCAAAACGAGUCAGGAUGGCUGAUGAUUCAUUAUCACAAGUUACAAUUCCAAAAGAUCGAAGUGGAACUAUGCAUAGAAUACAAGUUAUCUUGAAAAUUGUUCAAGUGUGUCUUGCAAUACUGAUAGUUGGUAUAUCAAUUGAUCCACCAUUCAAUCAUUUUCAAAGAAUAUUCAAUAAACCACGAGCAACAGUUGGUGAUAUUGCUAUUAUUUAUACAGCAAUUAUUGGCUAUAUGAUCAUCAACAUGCUAUUUUUAAUUGGCCAUGUACUUGGUGAUAGAAUUCCAAAAAAAACGUUAUUAUUAUUCAGUUCAGUUGGUGCUGUUUUACACAUUGUAGCAGCAAGUAUGAUGAUUCACACUUGGAGAAAAGUAACUGGAGAAUAUCACAACAAUGCAAUUCACUCAAGUCAAUUGUAUAAUAAUUUAUUUAUGACAUCAGCAAUAUUGACAUUUUUAAAUGCUGCAUUAUUUGGAGGUGAUGUUGUUUUUACAUUGAGAUAUACGUAGCAAGAUAAAUUGCGACAGUACGAUGAUGAAAAUGAGGAUCAAACAAAUCGUUACUGAUCGCAUUAAUGAUUUUACAAUUAAUAAUAUUCAUAUCAAUAAUAAUAAAAUUAAAAAAGCAAUUAAAUUUAUAUAUGAUGUACAACGCUGUAACCCAAAGUUCAAAUAUCUUAUGGUUAAAUUAAUCCGUCCACCUUUUUAUACAUUCAAUUAAUUAAUUUACUAAUUAAUCAAUUAUUUAUAUGCAUAAUAAUAAUCAACAAUACGUACAACAAUUUUUUCAACAACUAUUUUAUGAUUAUAUCGUCGUAGUGCUUCAAAUUUUUAACAAAAAAAAAUAUGUUGUAAAUAUAAUUAGUAUUAUUUUUAUGUAUUUUAAUUUAUAAAAUUAAGAGAUACUCGAGCCCCGAAAUAAUCCGUCCAUGGAAAUUAUUAAAUUUAUGUAUUAGUAAUUAAUUAGAAAUAACUUUUUUUUUUUUUUUAAUUUUUAAUUUUACUCAUUACAAUUUAAUAAUUUCUAAAAUUUAUAAUAAAAUAUAUUUCUGUAUUUAUUUAAUUAGAAUAAAUUUGUUUGAAAAAAAAAAAGAAAAAAAGUAAAUAAUAAUCUAUUAAUUUUAUUAAAAACAAUUGAUAAACGUUUUUUUUCAUUUGAAAAAUGUUCAAAACGUUAAAUAAUAAUUAUUUUUUCUUAAUUUAUUAUUCUUUAAUUUAUUAAUAAAUAAAUAUAAUGACUUCACGAGCAAGAUCAAAAUAUUCUGAAGAUAAUCAAAGACAAUCAAAUUUACGAAAAAAAAAUACAUUAAAUAAUCAAAAAACUAAUGCAGUAUCAAAUAUGAAUUCAUUAAAUAAACC